Molecule: messenger RNA, 915 nt
Organism: Coprinopsis cinerea okayama7#130
Lineage: Eukaryota; Fungi; Basidiomycota; Agaricomycetes; Agaricales; Psathyrellaceae
Product: alginate lyase
Exons: 3
Coding region: 1-915 (304 amino acids)
Source: RefSeq, a predicted model, not a curated record
AUGCCUGCGCCUCGGUUUCUCCUCCUAGCCCUCGCUCUUUUAAUUGGUUUUGCAGUUGCCCACCCAGCCCCCGACCAUGCUGAAAUCGCACGCCGACAGAGCGUCAAUAGCCUCUUCCCUGUCCAAGGCUACCAGCGGGCAUGGUCGACGUCGAACGUCCUGGGUAGUGCGCUCAGCCUGAACGACAACGCCUUCCGCCCGCGGAACGCGAUGACCAACCCCGCGCGCUCGUAUGGGAACUCCCCCGACGGUAGACGCUCCCUCAUCGCCACAUUCCCCCAGGGCGCUGUCACGUUGAACUCUAACCCUGCCGGAGGGUUUUCAUUCUACGCCCCUGGCCCAGACGGAUUUUCUCUUACUGGUGCGAGGGAAGUGACGUUUGCUUAUUCCGUCUAUUUCCCAUCUGGUUUUGGAUGGCAGAAGGGUGGCAAGCUACCUGGUCUCUAUGGAGGAAACAGCGAUGGAGAGGCCAUAGGAUGUUCCGGUGGACGACACUCCUCAGCUUGCUUCUCCGCUCGGUUCAUGUGGAGGGCUAACGGCGCUGGCGAACUGUACACCUACCUUCCUCCCCAUGCCGACAACAAGAGGUACUGCAAUCGAGGGGAUACUCACUGCAAUCCCCAGUACGGUGACUCUGUUGGUCGUGGCGCUUUCCACUUUAGGGCUGGUGGUUGGACUACCAUCGCCCAGCGCGUCAGGCUAAACGACGUGGGUCAAUCCAAUGGAGAGAUCCAGGUUUGGGCGAAUGGACAAUCGGUGAUCGACCUCAAGGGACUUCAGCUACGUACUAGCAGUAGUGGUAACUUCCGAGGCAUGCAGAUGCAGACGUUCUUUGGUGGUUCCAGUCCUGACUUUGCCAGUCCCAAGUGGCAGCAAGUCUUCUUCAGGGACUUUUCGAUUGCCAUUGUCCGGUGA